Molecule: messenger RNA, 449 nt
Organism: Penaeus indicus
Lineage: Eukaryota; Metazoa; Arthropoda; Malacostraca; Decapoda; Penaeidae
Exons: 2
Coding region: 78-449 (123 amino acids)
Source: RefSeq, a predicted model, not a curated record
GCGUAGUGAAAGGAGUGAUUGUAUCGACUGUAUUCUUGGUGUCGCUCGAGUGAAGAGUUAACGCGAAGUGCUUCGACAUGGCCACCAGUUCCACAGAUGCGUUUAACACCCAGUUGGGUAACAACAUACCACUCUACAGUAAUAAUUAUUCCAUGGUGUCAGUGACCACCGGCCCCAACUUCUGGCCAACGGAGGCCGCGUCGAGUUCCACGUCUCCCGCGUCGGAAAACAAUUGGGAUGUCGACGAGGAGGAGGCGAUCAAGAGGAGAAUCUACGAGUUAAAGAGGCAGUUUCACAAUGGCAGAUAUCUCAUCAUCAGACACCUCCCCCGCGAUGCUACGGAAGAGGUAUGCAACUUCCGCGAGAAAGGUCAAGGAAGGUCGAGGAUGUUGCAAGCUGUUGUUGUUUUUCUUCUCACGGUAUUGUUACGUUUGGAAAAUGUCAUUUAA